GAAAGGGGACGUCUCCCUCUGCUCUGUGCGAGGCUAGUAAACAACUUCUGGAUUUCCAGUCAAAGUGCUAUGCGGGGGUGCGCUCAGCUGUAUUUAGGAAACGGAGAAAACGCAACCUAAGCUAUGGCAUCUGGGAAAAUUCGCUCCACGCGCAAACUACGCGCUUGGAUGGUAGAACAGGUCAGCAGUGGGAAGUACCCUGGCCUGAUAUGGGACGACGACGACAAGACCAUGUUCCGUAUACCAUGGAAACACGCCGGGAAACAAGACUUCCGCAGCGAAGUGGAUGGUGCCAUCUUCAAGGCGUGGGCAGUGUUUAAGGGGAAGUUGUCUGAGGGGGGUCAUGCGGACCCUGCCUCCUGGAAGACGCGGCUGCGAGUUGCUCUCAAUAAGAGCCCGGAGUUCAGAGAGGAACCCGAGAGGUCACAGCUGGAAAUCUCCGAACCAUACAAAGUCUACCGCCUCGUACCCAUCAACGAACAAGCAUUGGGGAGUGUUGACAUGAAGUUCCAAGCCAGAGCAGGGGGGAGGAAGAGAAGGAGCCGCGAUUCAGACAUCGAGGCAGAGGAAGAGGUGGUGAAGGUCAAACAGAUGAAAGAAGUUACCACCUCCCUACCAAUCACCAUGUCUGUUCAGGAGAUUGAGGAAAGUGUUCUUACAAUCCAGCUAGACCAGGUUGAUCAGCCCUCGGUCAUGGUGAAGAGUGCUGGGACAGUCAAUGAGAUCCAGGUGAACUUCACGAUCGAGACCGUCCCUCCCCCUGGAGCCCAGGACUCUUUCCAUGUCUUAGUGAAGUACAUGGGAGAGGAGGUGCUUAAACGUGGGGUCAUGGGCAGCGAUGUCCGGAUCGCCUAUCUGCCCUCCUCGCCUGUUCCCCCCACCCUGAUGGUGGCUGGGUUCCCCCGCAUCCCUCUGCCCGACCCCCCCUCCACCUUGACCUCCGGCAUCGGGCCCCAGUUCCAGGCCCUCUCCACCCUGCUGCCCCUUAUGGAGAAAGGGGUGAUCCUGACCUCCACAAGAACAGGGGUCUAUGCUAAGCGCUACUGCCAGGGCCAGGUGUUCUGGACAGGGCCACAUUCAGCCACGGCGGGCCCCCACAAGAUGAACCAUGCUGUGGAGCCCGUGCGGCUCUUCGAUAGAGAGGCUUUCAGAAUGGAGCUGGACCACUUCUGCAGCUACGGGGGAGACCCUCCUCAGUGUGGCUUCACCUUGUGUUUCAGUGACAAAGAGGACCCAUCCAGCAAACUCAUCAUCACACAGAUAACCCUACCCUGGGCUCAGCAGCAGGUCAAGGUAGCUGAAGACUUCCGGGAGUCAAUGACCAUAACCAGCGAAUCAGGAGAGGUCACCAUCAACCUGGUAUCAGGUUCAUUGCUAUCCGAGAUCCUUGGGACGUCCCUACCGUAAACCCUAAACAUUAAAAAAAAUAAACUUCAAAUGGGGGCG
This is a messenger RNA of Salvelinus sp. IW2-2015, 1446 nucleotides long. RefSeq names its product interferon regulatory factor 8. The record is from RefSeq and is a predicted model, not a curated record. Gene Ontology annotation, cellular component: nucleus. Gene Ontology annotation, biological process: regulation of transcription by RNA polymerase II; immune system process. Gene Ontology annotation, molecular function: protein binding; DNA-binding transcription factor activity, RNA polymerase II-specific; RNA polymerase II cis-regulatory region sequence-specific DNA binding. NCBI's taxonomy places the organism in Eukaryota, Metazoa, Chordata, Actinopteri, Salmoniformes, Salmonidae.